AUGGUAUGCGAGUACCAAUUCAGCGAUUUAUUUUUACCAAUUCAAGUAGGAGGUGUCGAUUUGUCGCCAAUUCGAGUGCGUCAUCCGUUAGUCCAGUGGUAUUAUAUCGACGAUGAGCCCAAGAUAGAUUAUUGUCCCCGCCAGAUCGAUGGAUCCUUCUCGAGUUGCCCACCCACGAGGACGGGAUAUUGUGUGUACAAUGCGAGGUAUACACGGCCCGAUGCCCCCGUUACCGACGAGGUUGCCGUUAGCCAGUUGCUGCAGCGCAUCAAAGAAUAUCAGCAGCAAGAUUUUGAUGAAGCCACGCCAUGGUUGAACUGGACCGGAUGGGUGCCGAAAUUACAGGGUACACCCCGCCAGCCGUUGUACGAGAGUAUUUAG
Molecule: messenger RNA, 381 nt
Organism: Penicillium waksmanii
Lineage: Eukaryota; Fungi; Ascomycota; Eurotiomycetes; Eurotiales; Aspergillaceae
Exons: 2
Coding region: 1-381 (126 amino acids)
Source: RefSeq, a predicted model, not a curated record